UUACUCUUUAACCUUGUUCCUUCCUCCUCGUCCUCUCAUUCAAUAUUCAUUCACAUCCCAAAAGGAGAAGAAAGAAAGUUAGCAAAGCCCACUCACUAAGCGUGCUCAAAUAUUUUGUAGAAAUAAAGAAAGAGAAAAGGUCUUUAGGACAUCAAUACCACCCCCCUCUCUAUUGUAGCUUCUUCCUUUCUUUUCCCUCUCUCCCUUUUGCUUAUUCUAUUUGGGUUUUCUUUCUUACCUCUUGGUGGGGUUUCUUUUUGGGGCGUCUUAUUAAUCAUUAUAUGGUCUUUGGUGAGUUAGUGUGUGUUGGUUUUAAAGAUUUUCAUGGGUUGAGGUUUGAGAAACUUGGUCUCUGUUUCCAUAACUACCUUUUCUUCUUCUUCUUCUUCUUCUUCUUCUUCUGUUCUGCUUUAUAUUAAGUUGUUUGAUUUUGGCUAUAUAGUGUGUAACUGGUUUUCAAAAUGUUUAGCUUUGGACUUGGUUGAGGACUUUGAAAAAGUGAACUUCUUCGAUUUGCUUGCUUUAUUUUCAAGACUACAAAGAGAAAAAGGUUGAAGAGUAAAGGAAAGUAGUGCUGAUUCGUCAUCUGGGUUAUUUCAAAAUUGUGGUUUUAGUAACUAUAUAUUGACAUGGAAGGAAGCUCGAGAAGAGAGGAGGUUUGUCCUCAGUUACUAGAUUUGAUUCCUCAAAACAGAGAGUGGCUCGUGAACGGAGAAAAGGAGAGAAGCCAUGGCACAUCAGAUGAGAAAAAGUUGGAGCUCAGGCUUGGUCCACCAGGUCAAGACUGGCCACUGAAAGGCAACAGAGAAAGACACGAGUCGCUCCUUUCUCUUGGUUACUUCACCCAAAAGACUAAUAACAUCAACAGCAACAGUGGCAACCAUAACCAAAACCACAAGUUUUCUUCCUCAGAGAACGGAGUUGGGAAUGCUCUAUCUUCUUCCCCAUGGCCUUCUACUCCCACCUCUUCGGGAUACCAAGGGCAGUUCCAACAGCAAGGAAAAGCUCCGACGUCGUUUCUUCAAAGAUUGCCUGUUAUAGCAAAGGAAGCGUCACAGCCCUGUUGCCCUAAAGCAGUAGUAGAGUUGCAGAAGGCAGAAAAGAAAGCAUUUUCUCCAGCUACAGCUCCUGCAAAUACAGCUGUGACCAACAGCUCUCAGAAAAGAACUGCUCCUGCGCCAGUUGUUGGGUGGCCACCAAUUCGUUCAUUUAGGAAGAAUCUGGCUAGUAGUAGCUCUUCUUCAAAACCCACCUCAGAAUCACAAAAUCCUGUCCAGAACAAGAAGAUUCACGGUGAAAAACCAGCGGAGACCUCAGGAAAAGGCCUAUUUGUGAAGAUCAACAUGGAUGGUGUCCCUAUUGGUAGGAAAGUGGACCUCAAAGCCCAUGACAGCUAUGAUAAGCUCUCUUCUGUUGUUGAUGAACUCUUCAGGGGACUACUUGCAGCUCAAAGAGAUUCCUCUGCUGGUGGAACUCAAAACAAUCAAGAGGAAGGGAAAGCCAUUACUGGAUUACUGGAUGGAAGUGGAGAAUAUACACUUGUUUAUGAAGAUAAUGAAGGAGACAGAAUGCUUGUUGGGGAUGUCCCAUGGCAUAUGUUUGUAUCCACAGUGAAAAGGCUGCGAGUUCUUAAGAGCUCUGAACUUUCUGCACUUAGUCUUGUUAAUAAUAAGCAAGACCAGAUGCGAGUUGACUCAUCAUUGAAGUGAAGAAUGAGAGAAAUAUUUUAUCUGAAGUAAAAAAAAAAAUUCCUACUAAAGUUUGGAAGAGAGUUUGUAUUUGACAUUUUGUUUUCGUGUUUUCUAUGAUCAAGAAAGUAAAAAAAAAAUGUUAGCCUAAGAACAAUGUAAUGAAGUUUUUCGGAUUUGUUUUUGCUGAAAAUGCUGUUUAUUCCAACUCGGCUCUUUGUAGAAAAAUGAUAGCCUUCGUAAUAUAUGUUCUGAAUUCUGACA
Messenger RNA from Humulus lupulus (European hop), 1952 nucleotides. RefSeq names its product auxin-responsive protein IAA26-like. The coding region runs from base 630 to 1709 and encodes 359 amino acids. Gene Ontology annotation, molecular function: protein binding. Gene Ontology annotation, cellular component: nucleus. NCBI's taxonomy places the organism in Eukaryota, Viridiplantae, Streptophyta, Magnoliopsida, Rosales, Cannabaceae. The transcript has 6 exons. The record is from RefSeq and is a predicted model, not a curated record. Gene Ontology annotation, biological process: regulation of DNA-templated transcription.